AAAAGCUAGAUUUUUUAGUCAUAUUCCGGUAUUCAGAGAGAUAGCAUUUGAGUAAAACAACCACCGGGCAACAAAAUUUCACCAAAAACAUUAGAAAAUUUGUAUAGUUUUCUUUAAUUUUUUGGAAAGAAAAAUUUGUAAGCAAAAUGUCAAACUGUCCGGAGUUUGGUUGGGAGUACAGUCAUGGCCGAGGUCAGAGCAACAACUUCUCCCAGAUGGGAAUGAAUGGUUCGUCCCCUGGUGCUGGUCGCCAGUGGCUACAUUCAAACCAAGCUUAUACUGCGAAUACUGGAAAUACUGGCUCCAUGCAAAAUUCUGGACAGAACUCUUACGGCUCGCCUAGUGAUCCUUUUGAAUCAUACAAUCAAAGUAUGAUGAAUCAAUAUGGAAAAUACAAUCCCUCCUACGGACAUUCCCUAAUGGGACCCGCUACGGUCAAUGUCAUGAUGCAAGAUUCGCCUCAAGGAAUGGGCAAUGGAAUGGGUCAUGGAAUGGAUGAAUCUAUGGGAAUGGAGCAAAGCAUGGGUCAUUUCAUGGGCCAGGGCAUGGGUCAGGGCAUGAGAAAUGGCCAUGGAUCCAUAGGUGCAAAUCCGCGGUUAUCUGGUGGCUUCACAAGAAGAUCGAAUGGACUCCAAUAAACCAUCCGCAGGCCACAGAGGAAGCUAGUUCUUAUAUCAUCCUCUACUCCUGAUCAAAUUUCAGACCAUUUCCACCGGAAAAGACAUUCUGAUCUAUUACAAUCAUAAUUUUAAGUGUAUUUCAACCAAGCCUUGAACAUGCAUAUUUUAAAUAAAUCAAAAUAUUGUAUAUGGCUAAA
This is a messenger RNA of Drosophila serrata, 817 nucleotides long. RefSeq lists its product as uncharacterized. The record is from RefSeq and is a predicted model, not a curated record. NCBI's taxonomy places the organism in Eukaryota, Metazoa, Arthropoda, Insecta, Diptera, Drosophilidae.